UUUAUUUACACAAAUCAUGUCUCGUUUAUUUUCAUAUCUUUUGGUUUUCUAUUCGUAUUUUCUUGUUAGUAAUUCGAGCAAUAUAAAAGAAAAUUAUGUCGCCCCUUUAUUCAUUUUCGGGGAUUCGCUUUACGAUGCCGGAAACAAUAAUUAUUUGAAAAGUGCCAACAACAAGGCCAAUUUUCCUCCCUAUGGAGAAACGUUCUUUAAAUAUCCUACCGGAAGGUUUUCCGAUGGUCGAAUUAUUCCUGAUUUUAUUGCUGGAUACUUAAAUCUACCAUUGAUUCUUCCUUAUCUUCAGCCUGGACAUCAAGAACAUAAAUACGGGGUGAAUUUUGCAUCAGGUGGAGCCGGUGCUCUUGUUCAAACUUUUCAAGGAUCUGCAAUAGAUCUAAAUACUCAGCUUAAUAAUUUCAAGAAUGUAAAGAAGCAUCUAAGCAAGAAAAUAGGUGAUACAAAAACAAAGGCUUUAUUAUCAAAGGCCAUUUACUUGUUCAGCAUUGGCACCAAUGACUAUGCAUCGCCUUUCCUUUCAAAUUCUACUAUACUUCACCAUUACACCAAUCAACAGUAUGUCGGGAUUGUCAUCGGCAACCUCACCAAUGUCGUCAAAGAAAUUUAUAAGAAUGGAGGAAGAAAAUUUGGAUUUAUGAAAUUGCUGGACUUGAGCUUUGUACCUUCAUCCAGAGCACUUGAGCAAACUAAUAGAAGUCCAAUGGGCUUUAAGGAGCAAGCUACAAUUCUAGUACAACUGCACAAUAAGGCACUUCCUAAGGUGUUUAAGGGUCUAAAGAAAGAGCUCAGAGGAUUCAAAUAUUCUAUUUUUGAUUUAUAUACUUCAGCAAGUGAAAGGAUUAACAAUCCUUCCAAAUAUGGUUUUAAGGAGACAAAAACGGCAUGUUGUGGGAGUGGACCAUUUAGAGGAAUCGGACAAUGUGGUAUAACUAAAGACUAUGAAUUAUGUGAUAAUCCGAGUGAAUAUUUGUUCUUUGAUGGUAGUCAUCCAACAGAGAAGUCCAAUAAGCAAAUUGCGAAGCUCAUGUGGAGUGGAAAUCCUAAAGUCAUAAGCCCUUAUAAUCUCAAAACAUUACUUGAAGCGUAGUUAUUAUUAUAUGUGUUUCCAUUUUAAUUCGAAGGCCAAAGUUUUAAAAUUUAAUCAUUUAAAAAUAUCUAUUUUUUUUAGAUUUUUUUAUGAUCUCAUCUUUCAAAA
Molecule: messenger RNA, 1210 nt
Organism: Mercurialis annua (annual mercury)
Lineage: Eukaryota; Viridiplantae; Streptophyta; Magnoliopsida; Malpighiales; Euphorbiaceae
Product: GDSL esterase/lipase 1-like
Exons: 5
Coding region: 17-1102 (361 amino acids)
Biological process (GO): lipid metabolic process
Molecular function (GO): lipase activity
Source: RefSeq, a predicted model, not a curated record